Molecule: messenger RNA, 972 nt
Organism: Aspergillus ochraceoroseus IBT 24754
Lineage: Eukaryota; Fungi; Ascomycota; Eurotiomycetes; Eurotiales; Aspergillaceae
Exons: 3
Coding region: 1-972 (323 amino acids)
Source: RefSeq, a predicted model, not a curated record
AUGACCUCAGGACCUGCAACCAUCCGGAUCGGCUACGUGCCUGAGCACUAUCUCACCCCUCUGCAUUUGGCCCUGCGCUCCCCGGCCGCCCAGUCCCUCCCGUUCACACUUGCUCUGAUUCCUUUCCCCUCCGGAACGGGACACAUGAUCACGUCCCUGCGCGAGAAGGAAAUCGAUAUCGGAAUUGGUCUGACCGAGGGAUGGAUCGCUGGCCUCGCGGGCAAACAGCAAGCCCAGAAGGACACCGCAUCAGGCGGGUACAAAGUGGUCGGACACUGGGUCGACACGCCACUGCGAUGGGCGAUCGUCACAGGCCGGAACAGGGACGCGCUGGAAGCAGUGUCGGAUCUGCAAGGCAAGAGAGUGGGAGUAAGUAGAAUGGGGAGUGGAUCCCACAUUAUGUCGUUUGUGCUCGCACAACAGAAUGCCUGGAAACCGGACUCCCUGACGCCUGUGCCGCUGGGGCCUUUUGGAGCGCUCACAACUGGGGUCACAGGCGACAACGGUGCAUCCGAUCCCACCGCUGAGUUCUUCAUGUGGGAGCAUUUCACAACCAAGCCGUCCUUCCACCCCACGGUGGAGAAGCCGCAGGUGCCGCUAAAGAAGAUCGGGGAGAUCUUUACGCCCUGGCCCUCGUGGAUGAUUGUGGCUUCCACGGCGGUAUUCCCUAACCCGGAGACGGACAAGGCGCUGGGCCAGCUCUUCCAGGUCCUGGAUCAGGGUAUUAAGGCCUUCCAGAGCGAUUUGGUGCACGUCGUCACUCUUCUGGGAACCGGGGAGCUGGGGUGCAAAUAUGGCGAGGAGGAUGCCGGGGAAUGGCUCAAGGACGUGCGGUUCACGACCGAUGGUACGAGAGGCGUGGACCGCAAGGUAGUGGAGGAUGUGGUGGAUAUCUUGAAGGUCGCGGGGGUGAUUGACCCUGGAAUGACAAAUGAUGAGGCCGUCGCGCGGGUGAUUGGAAUCCCACGAUGA